UGACGCCGAAUCCGUCUUUGACAGCCUACUGUAAGGGCGCAGAAAAGCGAAACCUCAAAACAUGUCGGUCUUCUCGUGACUAUACGUUGUAUUUUCCAUAUUUGCAGCUUGACAGUGAGCGUUAUAACGCUCUGAUCGUGUAAUCUUGCAGAAGGCUCGACACAUCGCAUUACGGCGAGAUGGAAACUCUGAUUCCCAUCAUUAACAGACUGCAGGAGGUUUUCCUCACAGUUGGAGCCGAGAUCAUCCAGCUUCCUCAGAUCGUAGUCGUGGGGUCACAGAGCAGUGGAAAGAGUUCAGUAUUGGAGAGUUUGGUUGGAAGAGAUUUUCUGCCCCGAGGUUCAGGAAUAGUGACUCGGCGCCCUCUAGUGUUACAGCUGGUGAACGUGCCCCCGCUGGAGGAGAGGCGGAAACAAGACAAUGGGAAUGGAGCUAAACACAACAGCCAAAACAAUUAUCCAGGUAUCAAAGCAGAGGAAUGGGGCACCUUCCUUCACUGCAAAAACCAGAUUUUCACAGAUUUCAGUGAAAUCCAGAAGGAGAUCGAGGAGGAAACCGAUCGCAGUACCAAUCAUAAGGGCAUCAGUUCAGAGCCCAUUUACCUGAAGAUAUAUUCCCCUAACGUAGUCAGUCUGACGUUAGUUGACUUACCUGGCAUCACUAAGGUCCCUGUUGGUGACCAGCCUGAAGAUAUCGAGACUCAAGUCCAAGAUAUGAUUUUGUCCUACAUCUCCAACCCCAACUCCCUCAUCCUGUGUGUCUCUCCUGCAAACUCUGACCUCGCCACAUCGGAUGCCCUAAAACUGGCACGAGAGGUGGACCCAGAUGGUCGCAGGACGCUGCUGGUGGUGAGUAAGCUGGAUUUGAUGGACGCGGGGACGGAUGCUCUGGAGGUGCUGCUGGGCCGGAUCAUACCCGUCAGACUGGGCAUUAUCGGUGUGGUUAACAGGAGCCAACAUGACUUGAACACCCAAAAGAGUCUCGCCGACUCCUGCAAAGACGAGCAGGUGUUCCUGCAGCGAUAUUACCCGUCAUUAGCCUCCCGCUGCGGCUCGCGCUACCUAGCUCGCACCCUGAGCCGACUGCUCAUGCAUCACAUCAGAGACUGUCUCCCGGAGCUCAAGACUCGAGUCACGGUGCUCUCCGCCCAGUACCAGUCCCGACUCAACAGCUACGGCCAGCCUGUAGAAGACCACAGCGCCACCUUGCUGCAGAUCGUCACUAAGUUCGCCUCCGACUACUGCAACACCAUCGAAGGCACUGCCAGACACAUCCAGACCUCUGAAUUGUGUGGAGGAGCUCGUAUCUGUUAUAUAUUCCACGAGACGUUUGGAAGAACCCUGCAGUCUAUUGACCCACUUGGAGGGCUCACUGAGCUAGACAUUCUCACAGCUAUUCGAAACGCUACGGGUCCUCGGCCAGCGCUGUUUGUUCCUGAGGUCAGUUUUGAGCUGCUUGUGAAGAAACAGAUCAAGAGACUGGAGGAGCCCAGCCUGCGCUGUGUGGAGCUCGUACACGAGGAACUUCAGAGAAUCAUCCAGCACUGCUCUGCCUACAGCACACAGGAGCUCUUGCGGUUUCCCAAACUGCAUGACUCUAUUGUGGAGGUGGUUACCAGCUUACUCAGGAAACGCCUGCCCGUCACCAAUGAGAUGGUUCAUCAUCUAGUUGCAAUCGAGUUGGCCUAUAUAAACACCAAACAUCCUGAUUUCACAGACGCUGCCCAAGUGUCUGCAUCUGUCAACAGCCAGCAGGUACUGAAACUCUCACUGUCUCUCCGUAUCUCACUCUCUCUCCAAAUCCAAACAGGAUUAGUUUUUGUUUUAUCGUCUCUUUCACAGGCGGAGGCUGGGGAUGGAGGCAAGCGCUGGAAGAAUGAGAAGAUGCCGUCAGAGGACAAAGGCCCCGUGCCAGGAUUUGGGAGUCCCACUAAAGCCAUCAACCUGCUGGACACGGCCAUGCCAGUAUCCCGCAAGCUGAGCACUCGAGAGCAGAGGGACUGUGAGGUCAUCCAGCGGCUCAUCAAGUGCUACUUCCUGAUCGUGCGCAAGAGCAUCCAGGACAGUGUGCCAAAGACAGUGAUGCACUUCCUGGUGAAUUUCGUGAAGGAGCAUUUGCAGAGUGAGCUGGUCGGUCAGCUCUACAAACAGCCUCUGCUGCAGGAGCUGCUCAUCGAGUCUCAGGAAACUGCUCAGCAGCGCACAGAGGUUGCACAGAUGCUGGAGGCGCUCAAGAAAGCCAGUAACAUUAUCUCAGAGAUCCGGGAGACUCAUCUUUGGUAGCCAAACGUUCUCAUGAACAUUCUGUCCAGGAAAGUGUUUACAUGUUUGUGUCCGUGUGUACGACAUAGGUCAAAUACACAUCAUCUGAAGAAAUUCAAUGCCUCUGCCAGCAUGAACAUUCAACAAAAUGUGUACAGUUUUCCAAAUAACCCUUAUUUCUACUGUAUAUGCACUGAUUCCAUAGCUGUGUGUUUGACAGAGGUCAAAAGUGCGAGUGUGUUUGUACUCAGUAGCUCAGAUAGAUAUAGUGAACAUAUCAAGUCUGUGUCGUUAUCUUCAACAUCAUAAAUGCUUCGUAAUGGUUUUUCGCCAUUAUGAUAAAUACUCUUUCAUUUAACGUUAAAAGAAUUAAGUAAUGUCUCAAAUGCUACAAAGAGCAUCCCAAGAACAAUCGAGCUCUCAUACACUCACAUGAUUGAAAACAGGAAUUACACAACAAUGAACAUCGUUAUUUUUUCAUCAUUUACUCAACAUGUCAUUCCAAACCGUGUGAUAGUCUAGAACACUAGAGAUGAAAAAUGUUCACACUGUUUGUUGUUUUUUCCAUUCAGUGAAAACAUUAAAGGCUUUCAAGCUCUGAAAUGGACUAAAAGCAACAUAAAUGUACCAUAAAUCUUCAUAAAAGUAGUUAAUGCGAGUCAUUCAUUAGUUUUAUGUGAGGAACAGACUGAAAUCUAAAUCAUUAUUCACUGAAUAUAGAUGUGGAAUGACAUGACGAUGAGUAAUUGACAGAUUUGAGUGAAGUAUUCCUUUAAUACGCUGUAAAUAUCAUGUAAUAAAUGUGGUGUCCAGAUUUACAGUAAAUAUAAGAAACUAAAAACCCCCCCUUUAUUAGAUUCGGUCGAAUUUGUCCAUGUUGGCACAGUUGGAUGUUACAUAUAAGCUUAAGUUAUUACAGCCAAUAUGGGCGAAAAACAAAAGCAGUGCUAAUAUAUUUGAUAAUGUGAAUGAGAUAGACAAAUGAAACGCAAAUGUUACAUUUAGAAUAAUUAAUGAUGUAACGCGUGACUGAUGUCUAGACGUGGUGCAAAUAAAAGGUAGUGCAGUGUGAAGAGCCACAGAACAAAGAGCCAUUGUGUUUGGUUGUGCUCUGAAACGCUUCAAACCGUGCUUGGAUGUGCCGGAGACUUGACUGCCAUGUAAUAUUUAUGCUUGUAUGAAUAUUUAUUGUGAGAGUGAGUAUGCCUGUGUUAAAGAAGGUCAAAUGAGGAAGAACAAAGAUAUGAAGACAUUGGCUGUUUCAAGCAUUGAACGCCAAGAAGGAAUAGUGUUUAGUGUCAAAUGCAAACAGUGUAAAAUUAACACCCAGCACAAAUGGGGCCAGUGGGGCUGUAGAGGAUUUGGUAGUUAUUGUAUUGCUUGCUAAAACCAAUGUGUGUGGGUGUUUAUGUUGGGGACAAUGUUGCAUAUUUUUUUAUUUAUUUCUUGUGAUGGGACACAUUAUGCUUCAAACAUUAUGCUUCUCUACCAACCAAUCAAUCAUUAAAAUAGACAUGCCAGGAAGACUGAGACAAAGGGGAUUAAUAAAAUCAACAUAAACGUAUUUAUAUACAUUGUCAAAUAAGUAAUAAGCAUGCAUUUCUUGUUGACCUCAAACUUGAUACUGUUAAAUUGUGUCCUGCCUCAUUUUAUGUUUUUAUAUUUCAGUGGAUAUGUGUGACGCAGUGAGGAUGUACUGUAGUGGUGUUGUAAAUUACAAGAGGUUUGAGCAGUUUACUUAUUAGGCUGCUUGAGUGAAGUAGGAUCCGUAGAAACGCUUCAGAGGUUGAUGGGUUUUAAUGAGCCCCAUUCCAAUCUCAGCACUAAUUACAUGAUGUAUGUUUCCUGAAGCUGAAACCUGCAUUGCAAUCUGAUCCUAAAUAGUAUCUAGCAUUUUUGUGCAUCUCAUGGAUUCACAAAAUAUAACAUAUUCAGGUCAUAUUUCACACUAAAAUGAAAAGAAAAUAGGAAAAUCAUAUUUGCAUCUAGAAAGCCUAUUUCUAAAAACCUUAAGAUUUUGCACUGUGACAAUUUUCUUCACAAUUAAGCACAUAAAUUCCCCAAAUUGCCAUCAUUUUAACUUAAGAAAAAAUCUUAUUCUCAUAAUCAUAAUCAGGGGCACAUUGCUGAAGCCCAGGGGCCUACACUUAAAUAAAAUUAUAAUUUUGCAACAGUGAGAACCGCAUUCUAUAGAAUUCUACUGCAAAGCUGUAGCCCAGGGGCCUCUGGUUAUCUUAAGGUGCCCCUGAUCAUAAUACAAGGGGAAAAAAUAUCAUGCUCAUUACUCUAAUGCAGAAAAAAAUCUAAUUCUCAUUAUGAUAAUAUCCGAAAAAAAUAUUCUCAUUACCAUAAUGCAGGAAAUAAUACUACUAACAUUACUAUAAUGCAAGAAAGAAAAUCGCUCUCAUUACUGCAAUACAAAACAAACAAACAAAAAAAACAUUCACAUUAAUGCAAAAAAAAUCUUAUUCUCAUUACCACAAUGCAAAAAAAAAAAAAACACCUUAUUCUCUUUACCAUAACAAAAAAUUCUUACUCUCAUUACCACAAUACCACAAUAAAUAUUCUCAUAACAUAUUCUCAUUACCACAAUGCGAGAAGAAAAUAUGUCAUUCUCAUUACCAUAACAAAAAACGUACUCUCAUUACCGCAAUGCCACAAUUAAAAAAAAAAAAAAAAACAUAUUCACAUUAAUUUACGAAAAAAUUUUAUUACCAUAAUUGCAAGACAAAAAAAACUGAUUUUCAUUACCAUAACAAAAAUUUCUUACUCUCAUAACUGCAAUACAAAAAAAGGAUUCACAUUAAUAUAUUAAGAAAUCUUCUUAUUUCCAUAAUGAAAAGAAAUGACUCUCAUUACCUAAUUUUAAACAUUUUCAUUAUUACAUGAUUGAUAAAUGAAUUGAUAUGAUACAUUUCUAUUACUGUGAUACAGUACAUUUUUGCUACAUUAACAAAAUGCUGUUUUAAUAAAAUUACCAUAAAUUUAAACCACCCUACCUUGAAUUCGUAUCAGUGUUUUAAGAUUAAAAUUCCACAUUGCAGAAAUGGCAGUUUUGGGGAAAAUAUGCUUAAUUGUCAUGAUUUAGUUCAAAAUAGGCUUAAUUUUCUUUAACCAAAAUGUAAUUUCCAGUUUCUUUAUGGAUUUGGUGGUAAAACAUGACCAGGAUAAGUUAUAGAACACUGUCAAUCUCCGUCCAGUCCAAAGUGACGUCUCCACUACCUGUGUGUUUAGCAUUCUUUCAUAGUCUACAAGUGUGCUUAAAGAAAAAAUGUAUUUUAACUAUAUAACUCAUUUAGACUUCCCGUUGAGCAUGUGUCUGCAUUCAUAUGUGUGCGGAAGAGAGUAAUUGUACGUGUGGGAGUUCGCUGUGAAUCAUUUUAAAUAACUUGCCAUUUUUUGACAAAUGCCUUUAAGCGCCUGCCUGCCAUUUUAUUUUUGUGAUACAUGUUGAUGUGCCGUUCACUGUUCAGAACAUCAUUAAAAUUAAAUGAAAAGCU
Onychostoma macrolepis is the source of this 5761-nucleotide messenger RNA. Its product is annotated as dynamin-1-like protein. The transcript has 17 exons. NCBI's taxonomy places the organism in Eukaryota, Metazoa, Chordata, Actinopteri, Cypriniformes, Cyprinidae. The record is from RefSeq and is a predicted model, not a curated record. Gene Ontology annotation, cellular component: cytoplasm; microtubule; mitochondrion. The coding region runs from base 180 to 2282 and encodes 700 amino acids. Gene Ontology annotation, molecular function: GTPase activity; microtubule binding; GTP binding. Gene Ontology annotation, biological process: mitochondrial fission.